Echinostoma caproni is the source of this 714-nucleotide messenger RNA. The record is from the annotation of a GenBank genome assembly. NCBI's taxonomy places the organism in Eukaryota, Metazoa, Platyhelminthes, Trematoda, Plagiorchiida, Echinostomatidae.
AUGCUUCGUUUUUCAAUCAAUGCACUGCCUCCCACCAGGGACUCUUAUCAUUCAUUCAUUGUUUCCCCCAUUCCCCCGACUUGCAGACGAAUGUUCCCACCGUUCAAAGUGAAGGUGACCAAUUUGGACAAACGAGCGAAAUAUAUUGUGCUCAUGGAUAUCGUAUCUAUGGACGACUGUCGUUAUAAAUUUCACAACAAUUUGUGGAUGAUUGCGGGCAAAGCGGAUCCGGAAAUGCCCAAACGGAUGUACAUUCAUCCGGACUCACCGUCAACGGGGGAGCAGUGGAUGCAGAAAAUUAUUUCGUUUCACAAGCUCAAACUGACCAAUAAUAUAUCUGAUAAACAUGGCUACGUAAGUUGCGAUGUACAGAUGGAUACUGUUGUUGCCGCCCUCACUGUAUGCCCUGACCAGAACAACUUAUCUAAUACGGUUGAUGUGUGUAUUUCUCUUUUUCCUCUUCCUCACCCGAUUGCCCAUGUGCCCACGAUUUUCCAGAUAACACAACUGAAAAUUGACCAUAACCCAUUCGCGAAAGGAUUUCGUGAAACCGGAGGUGGAAGACGUGAUAAAAAGUACAUCAAUUACGAUUGGGGGACGCUCUCUACUGUGCCAACGAAAAAAUAUAACUCGUAUACAAAAACAAAAACCGACGAAAUUACUUUACCAAAAAACCCACCCCCGUUUACCCACAGUGUCAGCUCUUCCGUCUGA